AUGGAGACAACGCAUGUGGAGAAAGUGAAAUCCGCUUCUCAUGAAGUUCAUGGACCAUCCAUGGAUGAAUGGGAUCCGUGGAAUCCUCCCUGUCCUCCACGCCGUCCUGCGCCUCCAGGCCUUGACCUGCUGGCCCAAGCCAAAUUAAUCAGUGAGUGGUUUGAUGAAGUAGAUGAAGUGAUCGCUACCUCGAGGAGGACCAAAAUUAUCAUUCCAGACCGUACUCCUGAGUCGGUGGAUGGUGGCUUCUGGGAUGCACUUACCCAUCUGGUGCCCAUACUGGAUGAGGAUAACGUGCAUGGCUUUCUUGACUUAUUUCAACGGGAUUAUCGUGGCUUGGCAUGGGGUUUCAUCAUCACGCCACUAACCUUCACUCAGAUGGUCAAGCAAAACGCGCUGAAAUGCGCUAAAGUUGCUUUGGUUGGCAAAGCACCUGAGCUUCGUGGGUUUCGUGCCAAUCCCAAUUGCAUGAACCGAUAUGGAUAUUUCCCUCUUCACGAAGCUGCUGAAAUGUUCUCUGUUGACAUGAUCAAGUUGCUCUUCUGCUAUAAUGCAUCGGCAAAUGUACGCACGGCUGGUCCUGAGGUCAUUGAAGGCCUACUUCCGCUCCAUGUUGCAGUUGAGAACACUUGUCUGCAUAAGUAUCUGGAGGACAAUGCAUUUCUUAACCAGGAGGAUCUGGAUAACAAUCAGGCAAAUGCGAACUAUGUCUGCAAGCUCAUCCAUCUUCUGUGCCUGCCUGAAAUGAAAAUCUUCUUGGAUACGACAAGAUUGCUUGGGGAACACACAGAUAAUCUUAUCGAUGAGCUCUGGAAUUACAUUAAGGAAGGAAGACUUGUCGAGAGCGCAAUUUUGCUCCUGGCAACUCAAAAGCAGAUCCGUGGGGGGUUAUCCUGCAACAGAAACGGCAAAAACAAGCAAGAUGGAUUUUAUGUUCUCAUAAAUCGUAUUCUGUACCACAUUGUCAGCUUGGAGAGAGGUCAAACUGGAAAGGAAAAUAGGCAGCUGGUGGCGCAGAAAAAGCUUGCUAAUGCCGCAUUACUGCUUGUUCAUGCAGUUUCCCACACUGGUGAAGCUCUUGAUGCAUAUAUCCGAUCACAUCCAGAGGUACAAAUCAUUGAUUAG
Messenger RNA from Miscanthus lutarioriparius, 1125 nucleotides. The record is from the annotation of a GenBank genome assembly. Lineage: Eukaryota; Viridiplantae; Streptophyta; Magnoliopsida; Poales; Poaceae.